AAUAUAAAUUUAUUCAUAAUAUUCUAGUAAUGUGACAGUCUCACAUUAACAAGCCUUAACAUAACCUAUAUAUUUAACUAUUGUUAGGUGAAUAAGUACUUGAGUUCAUUGCAUUUGCUACGCCUUUAGUACGUGAAUAUUUUAUUUCUCUUUUAAUUUGAUUCAUCGAAGAAAAAGUAUUUUAUUUAUUCUUAUAAUAUAUUUAUAUUCUAAACAAAUAAAUAUAGCUACUUUAUAUAUAUAACGAAUAUGGAGGAUCAGGUAGCGCACAGUUUUAAAAAUUCAAGUAAACCUAAGCAUAUUUUACUAUUUAGUGGGAAACGAAAAUGUGGAAAAGAUUUUAUUACAGAUAUAUUACAUAAAAGAUUAGGUGAUGAUAAAAGUGUAAUUAUUAAAGUAUCGGGACCAAUUAAAACACAUUGGUCUAAAAAUUUAGGCCUUGAUUUAAAUAAAUUAUUAGAUAGUAGCGAAUAUAAGGAACAGUAUCGCUUAGAAAUGAUCAAAUGGAGUGAGUCUAUAAGAAAAAAAGAUAAUGGAUAUUUUUGUCGUGCUGCUAUUGAUAUGUAUAAUGCAUGUGACAAACCAAUUUGGAUAGUGAGUGAUACUCGUAGAAAAACUGAUAUUCACUGGUUUCAAGAAAAUUACGAAGGUCUUUGCAAAACUAUCCGUGUAAUUACUAAUCCGGAAAUAAGGGAACAACGUGGAUGGAAGUUUGCUGCAGGUAUUGAUGAUGCUGAAACAGAAUGCGAUCUGGAUGAUUUUGAUAACUGGGAUUUAAUUAUUGAAAAUAAUGGUAAUGACGUUGAAACUAUUUCAGAAAAAAUAUUAAAAUUAAUUAAUUAAUAUAUAUGUAAAAAACAUAUCUGAUAUUUAACAUAUUUGUUU
Molecule: messenger RNA, 885 nt
Organism: Polistes dominula (European paper wasp)
Lineage: Eukaryota; Metazoa; Arthropoda; Insecta; Hymenoptera; Vespidae
Gene: Pmvk
Product: Phosphomevalonate kinase
Biological process (GO): isopentenyl diphosphate biosynthetic process, mevalonate pathway; cholesterol biosynthetic process
Cellular component (GO): cytoplasm
Molecular function (GO): phosphomevalonate kinase activity
Source: RefSeq, a predicted model, not a curated record